AUGACAAACACCUAUAUGAUGAUCUCAGACUCCCUCAAAGAGAGAGAGAUCUCCUACUGGUCGAUAUACCCUUCUGCACUCGAUUCGGCAAAGCGUGAAGAGCCACCUUUUCACGGUCUUCCUCUUCCGACCAUAGCGGAAUCCUGUUGCUCGUACAUGCCUGCCAAACGGAGUCCCCUGCGAACGGACUGCGAUAAGUGUGAACAGCUUGGGGUUCCCUCAGAGCCGCUGCAGAGGGUGACUGUAGCUUACUCUCCGGAUAUAUGCCUGGACGAUGCUUCUAGCGCCGCUAGUCCUCAGAGUAUCAAACUCAACACGAGCAGCGUGGCCAACGAGCCGUUCUUAAUCCCACGCAGAGCUUUGGGCUCAAAAAAGGCCCUAAUUACGUUUGACGUUAGGGACAGUGAGUGCCUGCCAGCCGACCACCUCAUUAGGGUCGCGCAUCAAGAACCUGGAAUAGCCACCAGCAACAACGAUGCUGAAGUCCCACUGCCGAAAGUCGAAUUGCCAUGGGAGUAUAGCCCUGUUAUGGCAUGCAGUAACAGCUUCAGCAAUGCAGAGGAGACGAUAGAUACCGCCAGUGCCCUCACCUGGUCCAUACCCGAAGUCCAUCAAGUUUCAUGUGUAACGCACAUCAGGGAUAUCAGCCACGGAGAACUGGUAUAUUCUUUACCCUGUGUGUCCGGCGCAACUGCCCACUCAUGCGAUGAUGACCUUGGCGGUACCUUCGACCAGCUGAUCUCAAUGCCGGAUAACUCUCCGGAUUGCAGUCUUCAGUCCAGCCAGAUCGGGUGGUCGGACACUUCAAGUCCAUUAGCUGGAGUCUGUCCUAGCCAAACAUGCUGUCCUGACUUGCUUCCGAUUCCGGAGAGACAAAUGACAAGUCAGGCACCAACCUACUAUCAGCCUCCUCCGACUUACUCUUAUCAACACCGGGACUCGUCCACCUUUGCUCCUUCACAUCAUCUGCUCCCCGCUCCAUUCCAGCCACAGUUGUCCCCCACCGAUGGACAUGUAUCGGUUGGGAUAGGAGGCGCACUCAGAGGAUCCACGACGCGCGCAUCAGAUGUCAAGAACAAGCUCCUGAUCCAGUAUAAGCAGCAAGGCUUUUCGUACAAGGCCAUCAAGGAGGUUUGCAACUUCGCCGAGGCCGAAUCCACCCUUCGCGGCAGAUAUCGGACUUUGACCAAGCCCAAGCACUCUCGAAUUCAACUUCUUUGUGAAGCGGUGACCCAGUUGGAGCAUGGCCGACAGGCGUCGCAGUGCCCGUACCUCUUCGAUCAUCAGUCGCGAAAUCUCACCCUCGUCCAGCCGCCAAAGGUGUCCUGGAAACAGGUUGCGCUCUAUAUAUAUGAGAACGGAGGCUCAUACCUCUUUGGGAAUGCGACGUGCAAGAAGAAAUGGUGUGAGGUGCAUAAUGCGAAGUGCUGGAGGUUCGAGUCCCGGUUGAAUGAGAAAUAA
Aspergillus japonicus CBS 114.51 is the source of this 1461-nucleotide messenger RNA. RefSeq lists its product as uncharacterized. Bases 1 to 1461 code for a protein of 486 amino acids. The record is from RefSeq and is a predicted model, not a curated record. The transcript is spliced from 2 exons. NCBI's taxonomy places the organism in Eukaryota, Fungi, Ascomycota, Eurotiomycetes, Eurotiales, Aspergillaceae.